Molecule: messenger RNA, 1453 nt
Organism: Poecilia latipinna (sailfin molly)
Lineage: Eukaryota; Metazoa; Chordata; Actinopteri; Cyprinodontiformes; Poeciliidae
Gene: pgam1b
Product: phosphoglycerate mutase 1b
Exons: 4
Coding region: 234-998 (254 amino acids)
Biological process (GO): glycolytic process
Molecular function (GO): intramolecular phosphotransferase activity
Source: RefSeq, a predicted model, not a curated record
GGAAACCACCCGGAAGAGAAGAAGGGAAGCCCUUUCGUCACCCACGCUUCUCCUUCAACCCCUCUUCACUAACACGCUCUCCCUUUUCGGGUUGUCCCAAAAAAACGACUCUUUCUCUUAAUACCCUCUUUAGGAGCUGCUGCGGAGUCAGAACUAAUCCGCCGGCGUCGCUGCAGCAUUUUUGGAAGAACCAAAGUUACCGGAAGUACCGCGCAGAGGGCAUUGGAGUGAAGAUGGCCGCCUACAAGCUGGUUCUGAUCCGCCACGGAGAGAGCGCCUGGAACCAGGAGAACCGCUUCUGUGGCUGGUUCGACGCCGACCUGAGCGAGGCCGGAGAGAAGGAAGCGAAAAGGGGAGGACAGGCCCUGAAAGAUGCUGGCUAUGAGUUUGAUAUCUGCUACACCUCUGUCCUUAAGAGGGCCAUCCGGACCCUGUGGUAUGUCCUGGACAGCAUCGACCAAAUGUGGCUGCCCGUCCACCGGACCUGGCGGCUCAACGAGCGCCACUACGGCGGCCUGACGGGGCUGAAUAAGGCAGAAACUGCUGCCAAACACGGGGAGGCUCAGGUGAAGAUCUGGAGGCGUUCCUUCGACGUUCCUCCCCCACCCAUGGACGAAGGACACAACUACUACCAGAAUAUCAGCAAGGACCGGCGUUAUGGUGACCUGACCGGGGAUCAGCUUCCCAGCUGUGAAAGUCUCAAGGACACCAUUGCCAGGGCGCUUCCUUUCUGGAACGAGGAAAUUGUUCCCCAGAUCAAGAAAGGAAAGCGGGUGCUUAUCGCCGCUCAUGGCAACAGCCUGCGGGGCAUCGUCAAGCAUCUCGAGGGGAUGUCAGAGGAAGCCAUCAUGGAGCUGAACCUGCCCACAGGCAUUCCCAUUGUUUACGAGCUGGACAAGAACCUGAAGCCCACCGGACCCAUGCAGUUCCUGGGAGAUGAGGAGACCGUCAGGAAGGCCAUGGAAGCGGUGGCCGCUCAGGGCAAAGCCAAGAAAUAGACUUGUCCGACCCGGCGAAGCCCCAGAAUGAAGACCAAUCGUGUACUGCUCCCACGUUGAGUUGAGGAAAAAAACCAAACAAAAAAAACGGUUAUCUAAUGUUUGUGGCGUCACAAAUUGUACACAAUUAGACCCGAAACGUGCACUUUAGAAAUAAUACUCUGCUUAUUGGUCUUUAUUCUGUUAUACACUGAAACAUGCAUUUCAUUAUUAGACUGUCGAGAAUAGUUAAAGCACUGACCAAAUUGGAAAUUAGGGACCAGAGAGCAGAAGGGAGAUUGGAUUCAGAUCUGUCGAGGACGACCAGUGGCUGCAGAUGAAGCUCAACGGGAACCGGACCGCCACUGGUUGAUGUUGUUAAAAGGAUGAGUGCAUUGUUCUGUUUUGUUGUACGAUGGUGAACUUUGUUUGCUGUGGCAAAAAUGAAUAAAUGUUGAGACAUAAUUUAAUGAUUA